Camelus dromedarius (Arabian camel) is the source of this 6394-nucleotide messenger RNA. It is a transcript of the gene KIF14, whose product is annotated as kinesin family member 14. Gene Ontology annotation, molecular function: microtubule binding; ATP binding; microtubule motor activity. The transcript has 30 exons. NCBI's taxonomy places the organism in Eukaryota, Metazoa, Chordata, Mammalia, Artiodactyla, Camelidae. Gene Ontology annotation, biological process: microtubule-based movement. The coding region runs from base 160 to 4902 and encodes 1580 amino acids. The record is from RefSeq and is a predicted model, not a curated record.
CGGCGGCAGAGGCGUGAGCGGCGCGGGGCGGCCUGGGGGCUACGAGCAGAUAAUUUUGGAACCUGAUGCAUAAGAAAUGGCCGGAAGUCAAGUGAACAUCCAGAUAAGAGCUUAAAGUUUCUCCAAAAACAUCCUUUCUACAAACACCGUGCUACCACGAUGUCCGUACACACCGCGUGUGACCGGAGCGCGGGCGGUGACCUGGGGCUCCCUGCCGCCCCAGGGAGGCCGGCUCUGAGCAUCGUCGCCCGCAGCCGCCAGCUGCAGCCGGAGUCGGAAACGUCAGCACCUGAGGACGGGGCUGCGCUGCUGAGACCUGUGGGGAAAGCCGGAGGCAUCGACAGCACUUACGUAAUUUCUGCCUGUGAAAAACCAGAAGGUGAUCCCCUCCCGCCUCACCCUGCGGGCAGACUGACACUUCAGAGGAGAGUCACAAGGAGCAAAGACUCCUCCUUGCUGGGGGGCGAGCGGGGAGGCGUGGCUGAGAAAACAGCAGAGCCACGGCUGAUGCCACAGCGUUGCACUGAAGCAGAUGCUGUGGAAAAGCAGGAAACAAAAGAAAGUAACCAUUCUUCGCCAGAAACUAGUAUAAAUUGGAAAGUUGUAAAUAACGAUAAAACCUUUUUUGUUGCACCUUCUGUACCUCCAGCUGCAGACCCAAAAGACGCUGAGGUGCAGGCUGCUGAAAAAAACCAAGGAACAUUUCCUGCCCUCAGUGGGGCGGGCGAAGGCGUUGCCCUUGGGUCCUCGAGUGACAGAGCCCCCGUUGGUUCCCGGGGUCAGACAGAAGCUGUUAGAUCAGGGCGCUCGGCCACAAGACCUGUUCAGAGCAAGCUGGAUGUGAGAGCGUCAGAAACAGGAAACUUAUAUCUCAGGAGUGCUGGGAAGGAUGUGGCGAAACUUUCAAAUAAAUGUGAAAGCUUGGAAAAAAGAAUGCCCUCGAAGAGCCUUAUAGAACACAGGUGCACACCGAAGCGAGGCCUGCCUCAGCUUAAGAGCCCGGCCGCAUUAGUGCCGAGAAGCCGAGUGCCCAGCCUUCAGGUUAAACAGAUGCCCAAAAGUUCUCUGCUCGCAAGUAAGAGGGAAAGGUUGCAAGAAAGUACGUUCCUCCUCGAAGAGGAGCCUGCGCUUCGGAAAACCUCUGCAGAAACAGACCCCUUAAAAGUGGAGAACAGCCAGGUGACAGUGGCGGUCCGAGUCAGGCCUUUCAGCAGCAGAGAGACGACUGAAAGGUCCCCCCAGGUGGUCUUCUUGAACGGGGACGAAGUCGCCGUGGAGCACCCGGGCCUGCGACAGGUCUACAGUUUCGUUUACGACCUUGCCUUCUGGUCUGUUGACAAGCGUCACCCCGGCUUCGCCAGCCAGACGGCCGUGUACGCGGCGCUGGCGGCCCCGCUCCUGCAGCAGGCCUUCCAGGGCUACAACACCUGCCUCUUCGCCUACGGGCAGACCGGCUCCGGGAAGUCGUACACGAUGAUGGGGUUUAGUGAAGAACCAGGAAUCAUUCCAAGAUUUUGUGAAGACCUUUUUGCUCAAGUGGCCAAAAAACAAACCCAAGAGGUCAGCUAUCACCUUGAAAUGAGCUUCUUUGAAGUAUAUAAUGAGAAAAUUCAUGACCUUCUGAUUUGUGAAAAUGGGCAGAGAAAGCAAACACUGCGAGUGCGGGAGCACCCCACCUCGGGGCCGUACGUCGAGGGCCUGAGCACGAAUGUUGUCAGUUCUUACUCUGAUGUCCAGGUUUGGCUGGAGCUGGGGAACAAGAAGAAGGCCACUGCCGCCACCGGGAUGAACGACAAAAGCUCCCGCUCUCACUCGGUCCUCACCCUGGUGAUGACCCAGACCAAGACGGAAUUUGUGGAAGGGGAGGAGCUGGAUCACCGAGUCCGGAGCCGUGUGAACCUGGUGGACCUGGCGGGCAGCGAGCGCUGCCCCAUGACGCAGACCAGCGGGGAGCGGCUGAAGGAGGGCGUGAGUAUUAACAAGUCCCUGCUGACCCUGGGCAAGGUCAUAUCUGCCCUCUCGGAGCGAGCCCAUGGAAAGAGAGUUUUCAUUCCUUAUCGCGAGUCUGUUCUUACAUGGCUGCUGAAAGAGAGUCUGAGUGGAAACUCGAAAACCGCCAUGGUGGCCACCGUGAGCCCGGCGGCCAGCAGCGUGGAGGAGACGCUGGGCGCGCUGAGGUACGCCACCCAGGCCCGCGCCAUAGUCAAUGUGGCCCGAGUCAACGAGGACGUGAGCGCCAGGCUCAUCAGAGAGCUGAAAGCAGAAAUUGAAAAGCUGCAAGCGGCUCAAAGAAGCAGUCACAAUAUUGACCCUGAGCGAUACCGGCUCUGUCGGCAAGAGAUAACGUCCUUAAGGAUGAAGCUGCACCAGCAGGAGAGAGACAUGGCGGACAUGCAGAGAAUGUGGAAAGAAAAAUUUGAGCAAGCUGAAAAAAGAAAACUUCAAGUAACAAAGGAGUUACAGAAAGCAGGCAUUACGUUUCAAAUGGACAACCAUCUGCCAAACCUGGUCAACCUGAAUGAAGACCCUCAGCUGUCGGAGAUCCUGCUGUACAUGCUCAAGGAGGGGACGACCACGGUCGGGAAGCGCAGACCCAGCUCCAGCCAUGACAUUCAGCUAGCGGGGGUGCUGAUUGCCGAGGACCACUGCACCAUCAGCAAUGUUGAUGGCACCGUGAGCAUCACCCCGGUGGGCGAAGCAAAGACGUACAUCAAUGGGAAACUCAUUUUGGAACCCACGGUGUUACAUCAUGGUGAUCGGGUGAUUCUUGGUGGCGAUCACUAUUUUAGAUUUAAUCACCCAGGAGGAGUCCAGAAAGGGGACAGACCAUCCGGUAGAGAAACUCUUAUGAGCAAGGGUGCAAAAGACUUUGAAUUUGCAAAAAACGACUUGCUUGCGGCCCAGAGAGGACAACUUGAGGCGGAAAUAAAAGAGGCACAGUUGAAAGCAAAGGAAGAAAUGAUGCAGGGAAUCCAGAUUGUAAAAGAAAUGGCUCAGCAGGAGCUCUCUUCUCAGAAAGCUGCGUAUGAGAGCAGGAUCAGCGCCCUGGAGGCCGAGCUGAAAGAAGAAUCUCAAAGGAAGAGAAUGCAGGAAAUAAAUAAUCAAAAGGCUACUCACAAAAUUGAGGAACUAGAAAAGGCAAAGCAGCAUUUUGAGCAGGAAGCACACGCCAGCAGAAAGCGCUUAGAGAUGGAGGCUUUGGCUACAAAACAGGCUCUAGAAGACCACCGGAUCCGCCACGCAAAAAUUCUGGAAGCUUUAGAAGCUGAGAAGCAAAGAAUUGCGAAGGAAGUACAGAUUCUACAGCAAAACCAGAGCAGCAGGGACAGGCCCCUCACAAUCCAGCCAAACUGGGGCUCCAUGAAACUCUCCCUGAUGAUUCAGGAAGCCAACGCCGUCAGCAAGAAGUUAGAAAAGAACUAUGUUUUUGGCAGACACGUUGUCCCGGAUAAAGGAGGUGGUUCUGACACGUGUGUUCAGGUCCGAAACCUGCAGCUAGGGGUCUCAACCGUCUGGAGUCUGGAAAAGUUUGAAUCUAAGCUUGCGGCAAUGAAAGAACUUUACGAGAGUUACAGUAGUAACAGGAGUGAAGAUGUCUUUUGUGACCCUGCAGACGAGUGGGAACCUGACAUUACGGAUGUACCAGUUUCUUCAUUUUCUAGAAGGAGGAGCAGGAGUCUGAUGAAGAACAGAAGGGUUUCCAGCUGUCUGCUCGACAUCGCGGCCUGCUCAGCCCAGGACGCCCGUCCGUCACGCUCAUCAGGCUUAGCGGGGAAGUCGGGCACCGUUUACCCUGGUUCUGCAGAAUCGCCUCUUCCUGGAGUUUGCAGAGAGUUGAUUGGUUCAUCGUUAGAGCUUCUGGGCCAGAGUUACGGUGAAGAAAACACCGUGGCAGACAGCCUGGUCAGUAAUCUCCUGAGAAUCUGCGAGGGCAUCCUUGCCGUUUCCAAAGCUCACGAGGAACAGGAUGAGGACAGUCAGUGUGACGUGUUCUCCAGCGGGGCCACCCAGUUGCUCACCGUCCAGGUGGCGAGCGCUUUUGAGCAGCUGGUGGUGCUGACGAGGCUCUGGCUGAGGGGUGAGCUCCCUGGAGGCAGCGCUGCGGCUCUGCCGGAUGAGCUGAGGCAAGAGGUGAAAAGACUAGGAGGCUGCUUACAGUUAUUUCUGCAGGGCUGCUCCUCAGACAUUUCGUCAGUGGUGAAGGAGGCUCAGAAGCAAGUGACGCAGGCUGUGCUCCGAGCUGUGAAGCGCGUGGGCCAGCUGGCAGCCCUCAGAGGGACCGAGCUGCACCCUCCGGAGAACAGCGACAGGAGGGCGGCUGGGGGCCAGGAUGAUUUCAUGGACGCCCUCUGUGAUGGCGUAGGCUUGGGGCUGGAGCAUCUGCUGGAUUCUGGACUCGAAAAAGCAGAAGUGUUAGCACGUGAACUCCUGCGGCAGGACACCCCCAGCGAGGUCACCAAACGGAUGAAGGCCAGUGCCGUGGGGUUGAUCGCAUCCCUCGAACACCUCUUUACUGAGUGGAAAACAAAGAGUUUCAGAACACAAGAAGAAAAUUCUGGAUACCAAGACUUGAAGAAGAUGGUUAACCUUGCCCCAGAAUUCUUGAAGUUAAAACGUGGCUUAGAGCAAACCAUUCAAAUGACUGUUUCUGCACUGAGAGGCUGCCGUGGCGACGUGAGCCUUCUCAAGAAUUGUGUCGAGAGUCUCUGCAGCUCGGCCAGAGCCGUCCAGGCUGGGGGCCCUGCCUCUGCCCGUAGCUCUGUGGGGAGCGGGGCUCGGGGGGACCACGGGGCCCUGGGGUCUCUGGCCACCUCGCUCCUCUUGUGUUUUGAAUCUGAAGAAAGACUGGAUCUGCUGGAACCCUGGGACAUGUGUAACCAAGGCCCAGGAGCAGAAGGCUGAGCGCCGUCUGUGGGGGCAGGCCCGGGCCGGGGGAGCGGGGGUGGGUGCCGGGCGUGGAUGCGCAGGUGGCGGAGGCAACCUCAGCGCCCGGCGUGCGCGCAGGAGCCUUCAGCCGCCGCCUGAAGCAGGCGCUCACCGCACUGGGAGGCUGUGGCCAGAGUGAAGGUGGAUGGCCAUCUCUCUGACUGUUCAUGCUUCCAUUUUAAAUGUCUUUAACCCUGAUGUGCAAUCUCUGGUUGGUUCAUUACCCUAUUUCUAAGUGGAUUUUAUGGUUAUCGUGGUAGUUUUAAGUUAUUUUCUUGUGAGUGGAAACCUUUGUGUCUGUGCCUUCUCUCUGCAAACCAUCCAGAAAUCUCAUCACAGCGGUGUGGUGAGAUUUCUGGUGAAGUGGCCAAAACAAGUUUAACUAAGGCAGCUGAACUUGCCUGGCUAAAUCUAAGUCUUUUCUUGAAGGAUUAUUGGUUGGCAUUUUGUGUGGUGUGUUCAGGGCACAGUUUCCUGUUUCUUUCCAAAUUGGAAGUAGCUGCAGUGUCAUGUAUGCUAAUGAAACUGCUUGUCGGCACAGUAGUUUACUGCAUCGUCUAUGGGGGUUCCAUGGGAGAGGCUGUGUGAAUGUGGUUUAAAACCAGCCAAAGACUGCAGACUCACACUCAGCUGCUGGGUGGGGUCGGGAGAGCCGAGGCUGGGUCUUGAUAAUUCUUGUUCUGAGGAAGGUGUGAGGAGACAGCUUGUGCGUGGCCUGAUGCAGAUUAAAGGUCCUUGUGACAUCCCACACCUUAAAAAUACCUUUAUCUCCAAUCAGGUAAUAAAGGUAACAUUCUACUUUGGGGAGCUCCCAUCGAGGAAAUGGGUUGACAUUUUUGACAGCAGGAGGGGGUGCAGUGACUGCUCGGUGACAGGAGCAGCUCGGGGACGGACGCAUCUAAACCACCUGGUUCCCCCCCGCCCCGUGCCCUCUUCGCUCGCAGAUCCCACCGCACACCUGGCGGGGCUGGUGGUGGCGGAUGUUGGUGCCGGGGAUGAACUGGAUGGUUUUCUGGCUGGGGAGUUGGUUCUGAUACGGUGACCAUACUUAUUUACGAUGUUAACGAACCACGUGCUGUGUUUAAAAUGGUGCGGUUUAACACGUUUGCUUUUGUUUUCUUGUUUUAUUUUUGGCAUUUGAGCUUGUAUUCUUGCUGAGGCUCUGUAUUUGUAAUAGUCAGUGCUCUGCCAAGCGGCACCUUUGCUGUCAAGUUUACGAGCAGGUGUACUUACAAGGUUUUUUUCCUGAAGGUUGUUCCUCUUUGGAGAACUUCCUAAAGAAUUAGUGUGAUAGUUUUUAUCUUAAUGUUCAGUAUUUAAUCUCUACUUUGUUUUCUACACUCAUGACUUCACUAGUCAAAAGCUUUUCAGUCUUUGUAAAAUGUGUGUGUGUAUAUAUAUAUAUAUUUAUACCCUGGAUUGUUCCACAAUAUUUGAACAAUGGUGGAAAAUACAUUUGCUCUUAGAA